AUGUGCCAAAGCUUCGAGUCCGGGAGCAACGGCCGAACCUCACGCACGCGGCCUCCACCUCCGGCUCCGCGGUGCCCGAGCCCGAGCACGGGGAUUUAUAGGAUUUGGGCGCGAAGCAAGCUUGAGCGUCUUGGUUUGGGGCGGUGGGCGCUCAGGCCCUGCCGAAGACGGUGGCUCUGGUCCGAGACCCUUGGCCUCUUGCUCCAAGGAAAAGAGAGAGCAUCCACCCUCAUUCAGCCACUGGUGCUUCAUAACCAGGACGGUGCUGGGAUUACAGUUCCAGGACCCAGUAGAUUUAAUAGACGAGUAUCAGUCUGUGCAGAGGCUUAUAACCCUGAUGAGGAAGAAGAAGAUACUGACCCACGGGUGAUUCAUCCUAAAACUGAUGAACAGAGAUGCAGACUUCAGGAAGCUUGCAAAGAUAUUCUUCUUUUCAAAAAUCUUGAUCAGGAACAGCUUUCUCAAGUCCUGGAUGCCAUGUUUGAAAGGACAGUCAAAGUGGAUGAGCAUGUCAUUGACCAAGGAGAUGAUGGAGACAACUUUUAUGUCAUAGAAAGGGGAAUCUAUGACAUUUUAGUAACAAAAGAUAAUCAAAUGCGUUCUGUUGGUCAUUAUGACAACCAUGGCAGUUUUGGAGAACUAGCUCUGAUGUACAAUACCCCGAGGGCUGCUACCAUUGUUGCCACCUCUGAAGGCUCACUGUGGGGAUUGGACCGGGUGACUUUUAGAAGAAUCAUAGUAAAAAACAAUGCAAACAAGAGGAAGAUGUUUGAAUCAUUUAUUGAGUCUGUGCCAGUCCUUAAAUCAUUAGAGGUGUCAGAACGAAUGAAGAUUGUGGAUGUGAUAGGAGAAAAGAACUAUAAGGAUGGAGAGUGUAUAAUCACUCAGGGUGAUAAGGCUGACAGCUUUUACAUCAUCAAGUCUGGUGAAGUGCGCGUCAUGAUUAGGAGCAAGACUAAAACAAACAAGGAUGCUGGGAGCCAGGAGGUUGAGAUUGCCCGUUCCCACAAGGGGCAGUACUUUGGAGAGCUUGCACUGGUCACCAACAAACCUAGAGCUGCUUCGGUUUAUGCAGUUGGGAAUGUCACCUGCUUAGUUAUGGAUGUUCAAGCAUUUGAGAGACUUCUGGGGCCCUGCAUGGACAUUAUGAAGAGAAACAUCUCACACUAUGAAGAACAGCUAGUGAAGAUGUUUGGCUCCAGCUUGGAUCUGACCGACCCUGGACAAUAGAUAUGCCACAUCCCAGAGCCUUCUCAGUGUAACACCAGACCCUUCUGGUCAGCCACAGAACACAUACAGAAAACAGACACAACAGAACCAUCCCUGCUGUUGCCACCAUUGCUGCGAUUGCUAUGGUUUUGGGCAUUUAGAAAAUUUGAAAGUCAGCACUAAAGGAUGAGCAGAGGUUUGACCCACACCUCCAUUUUGCUUCUGAAAGCCCAUUAUUAAACCACUUGUAAUGAUUACUCCAACCCAGUUUUCGCAUCUUUGGUUUAGGAUGGCAUGUCUCUCCAACAAUUAAGUGCCUGAUAUGAAGUCCAAAGUAUAAACAUCCUCCUUUCCUCUCUUGCUGCUACUGUUGCUUUUGGAAGUUACCAUAAAGUCUGCAGAAACCUGUUGUAUAACUGUAGACACGGUCCUCCCAUCUUUUUCAAGGGAAGAAAUGUAGCCUUCAGUCUCUUCAUGUAUCUUUUGAGAAAGUCCACAUAUGUGUUUACAAUUGCUGCCUUUGGUUUUAUAGUAGAAAGUGGUACCAGAUGUGAUGGAGUCUGUGGUCCACUGACAUUAUUCGGUCUGCUAACAGCUUCACACAUUAUGGCUGUUUUCAGAUCCACGGUGAUGCUUAUGGAAAGACAUAAAAGAUUAGUUCCAAAGCAGACUGCGUAGAACCCAUGUUAGAGCAAAAAUACUUGAAUUCAGCACAUUUUACAAGUAGUAGAGAGCAAGGAAAGGUUUUCUGGGUUAGAAGUUUUUUCUUUUGUUUUGGUGAAUGUUUUGUUUAACCUCUGAGGUUUGCAUGCAUGAGUGAAUUGUCAUCCAUUUAUAAGGAGCCAGGGGUGGCCAUUUAUUUCAUUUGCUUAGAGCGUGGUUCGGUAGAAGUAGCCAGGGUUGGAGGUGCCAUUACUUGAUCUGAGCUAAAUAUUCUUCUCAGCAGGUCCAGCUAUUUCUUGUUUCCAGUUGCUUCUAGUACCUAAUGGCAGUAUGCUGACAAGAAGUGCUACACAGACAGCCCAUUCCUUCUCCUCGAGUUGUUGCAUAGUUUGGUUGUCGAACUGUCAGUUUUUUUAAUUAUUUAGAAUCCCUCUUAUCUUCUCUCUUCUCUCUCCCUCUUCCUCUUCCUCUUCUCUUCUCUUCUUCCUUGGCUGGGUGCGUGGAGCACACCUGUAGACCCAGCACUCAGGAGGUUAAGGCAGGAAGAUUUCUGUUAGUUCGAGGCAACUACAGAGUGAGACCCUGUCUCAAAACAAAACAAAAUAAAACAAAACAAAACAAAAAAACCUGUUAGGGGAAUUCCCCUUGGAAUGUAUUCAUCUAUAUGGAACUUGUCAGCUGCCUCAGACAUUCAUUCUAAAGUUCAACUUUGUGUUAAUUUCCAGAAAUUGACAUCCCUGGGACUGGGGAUAUAGCUCAGUGGUAGUGUACUCACCCAGCAAGCAAGAGCCCCUGGGCUAAGUCCUCAGCACCACACACACAAAAACAAAAGGCAUCAUUAACAGUUUCAAUGAAUUACUGUGAAGACCUUUUUAAUUAAGAUGUUGGGAUAUUUUGGGUUCUAAUUGCUCAUCCCCUAAGACAGUAAUUUAACUUGUAUUUUAAAAAAUUUUAACCUUUUAAUUUUAGCAGGUAAAAUUCUUAUGAAUUGUCCUAAUUAGCUAUAUUUCAGAAUGAUUUUUUUUUUUUCUUCAGAGUGAUUUAGAAUCAGAUGCCACAAGGGAUCCAUGAAGUAGGACUCUUUUUCAGACUACCCUGGGUAACCUAUUUUGCAACUCUCAGAA
This is a messenger RNA of Fukomys damarensis (Damara mole-rat), 2996 nucleotides long. RefSeq names its product protein kinase cAMP-dependent type II regulatory subunit alpha (gene Prkar2a). The record is from RefSeq and is a predicted model, not a curated record. The transcript has 13 exons. Bases 1 to 1230 code for a protein of 409 amino acids. NCBI's taxonomy places the organism in Eukaryota, Metazoa, Chordata, Mammalia, Rodentia, Bathyergidae.